Messenger RNA from Frankliniella occidentalis (western flower thrips), 6477 nucleotides. RefSeq names its product toll-like receptor 6 (gene Toll-6). Gene Ontology annotation, molecular function: protein binding. Gene Ontology annotation, biological process: signal transduction. The transcript has a single exon. The record is from RefSeq and is a predicted model, not a curated record. Bases 541 to 4548 code for a protein of 1335 amino acids. NCBI's taxonomy places the organism in Eukaryota, Metazoa, Arthropoda, Insecta, Thysanoptera, Thripidae.
AGUUGCGUGUGCGCUGUGAGAGGCAGAGGGUUGCGCAGACGAGGCUGCGCCGCGCAGAGCCGAGAGCCGUCCGUCGCCGCCGAGCGCUCCGAACGAAACGGUCACCCGUCAUUUGGUGUCCCGCCUUGCUCGAGGCCGCACCGCCGCGGGACCGACCCUCUCCGGCAGGCGUGUGCACGUUGUCGUCAUCGAACACGACGACACAUUGCUGUGCUGUGCUCGUCGCUCAGUUUUUGUGACAAUUCCAUUGGAUUUCUGGACGUACUUCGGCGCUGCCCCGCCACUUCGCACCACGGAUAUCAGUGACAGUGAACAUCAAGACCGGGGGGACUUGCAUGCCAUGGCUGCCCUCUCCUUCGUGAUCUGUGGAUAAACCUCGAAAACUACAACAACUUUGUGAAUGUGCAAAAUUUUGUUUUCGUUUGCGUUCUUGUUACUUUGUGCUGUGUGUGUGGAAAUAGUGUCAGUGAGUGAAGUGAAAUGAGAGAACCGGUCUCGUGCUCGUGACGACCGAUAUUGACCAUCACCGCAGCCGACAACAUGAGUGCCAUGCUGCUGCUCGCCGCCGCCGCGGUGGUGCUGACGGCGGUGUCGGCCGAGACGCCGGUCUCCCUGGGCGGCGCGAGCGCGGCCGCCCUGCUGCCGCCCCAGCACGCGGGCCCCGCCGGCCCCGCCCCGCCCUCGCUCCGCUACGAGGCGCCCAACGACUGCCAGUGGUGGGUGCGGCAGGACGCCGCGCCCGUCGACCAGGAGGUGGCGCUCUCCUGCAAGCUCCGCACCAUCAACAGCGAGUUCGACAAGACCAACUUCAGCGUGAUCCCGGCCGAGCACACCACGUCGCUGCGCAUCGAGUGCAGCGACACGCUGCUGUCCAAGAGCUCGCUCGACGACCGCAGCUUCGCGCACCUGGUCCGCCUGCGCGAGCUGACCCUGGAGAACUGCAAGCUCAGCAAGUGGCCCAGGGAGACGCUGACGGGCCUGGGCGACCUCCGCAACCUCACGGUGGACACGCGCAACACGGACUGGACCGACAUGAGCCUGGAGCUGGCCGCCGGCUCGUUCGAGGCCGUGGCCAAGCUGGAGCGCCUCGACUUAAGCUACAACAACAUCUGGUCGCUCCCGGACGGCCUCUUCUGCCCCCUGAGCAACCUCGUCUCCCUCAACAUGAGCCACAACCGUCUCCAGGACGUCGGUGAGCUCGGCUUCCGUGAAAAGACCCCCUCCUCGCCGCCGCCGCCAUUGCCGCUAAUGAGUGGCGCCCAGGACGCCGACGCGGCCACCAUCGCGUCGGCGCUGCAGCGCCCGUCCUCCGUGUCGUGCCUGCUCGACGUGCAGGUGCUGGACGCCUCCUUCAACCACUUUGUGCUCGUGCCCGCGUACGGCUUCAGCCUGCUGCGCCGCGUGCGCGAGCUCCACCUCCAGAACAACGAAAUCUCCAUGGUGACCGACCGCGCGCUGGCCGGCCUCAAGAACCUCGAGAUUCUGGAUCUGUCCAACAACAAAAUCGUGGCGCUUCCCGGGGACAUGUUUCGCGAGUGCGCAGGCGUCGUGAAGGAGAUCUACUUGCAAAACAACUCGGUGAGCGUCCUGGCCCCUGGACUGUUUGCAGGGCUCGAGCAACUGCUCGCCCUGGACUUAUCCAGGAACCACCUGUCCAGUGCGUGGAUCAACUCGGGCACCUUCUCCGGGCUUAUCCGGCUCGUGCUCCUCAACCUGUCCCACAACCGCAUCUCUAAGCUCGAGCCUACAUUGUUCAAGGACCUGUACACACUGCAGAUCCUGAACCUGGAGCACAACCAGCUGCACACGAUCCCGGCCGACACUUUCGCGCCCAUGAACAAUCUGCACACUCUCAUCCUGUCAUACAACCUCAUCAAGUACCUGGACGCCUACUCGCUCAACGGCCUGUACGUGCUCAGCUUGCUGUCCCUUGACAACAACGUCCUGGAAGGCACACACCCCGACGCGUUCCGAAACUGCAGCAGCCUCCAGGACCUAAACCUCAACGGCAACGCGCUUACCGGCGUGCCGCCCGCGCUCCGGGACAUGCGCCUGCUGCGCACAGUGGACCUGGGCGAAAACUCCAUCAGCAGCCUGGAGGAGCCCGGUUUCAAGGGCAUGAACAACCUGUAUGGCCUGCGCCUCAUUGGCAACCAGCUCACUAACAUCAGCAAGAAGGCCUUCGUCGAGCUGCCAUCCCUGCAAAUUUUGAAUUUGGCGCGCAACAAAAUUCGCCAGGUAGAGAAGGGCUCAUUUGACUUGAACGCGAACCUGCAGGCCAUCCGCCUCGACGCCAACGCCAUCACGGACAUAACGGGUCUGUUUGUUGACGUGAACAGCCUGCUCUGGCUCAACAUUUCGGACAACCAUCUCGAAUGGUUCGAUUACGCCCUUGUGCCGCGCGGCCUGCAGUGGCUGGACCUGCACAAGAACCACAUCACGGAGCUGGGCAACCACAACGGCCUGGACUCUGAGCUGCGGCUGCAGACACUCGACGCCAGCUUCAACAAGCUCACCCGGGUCACUGCCGCCACCGUGCCAAACAGCGUGGAGCUGCUCUUCCUCAACGACAACCUCAUCCAGAGCGUCGAGUCGCAGACGUUCAUCGGCAAGGUCAACCUGACGCGCGUCGACCUGUACGCCAACCAGAUUGUCAGCAUGGACCUCAACGCCCUGCAGCUGACCGUCGUCGACCGGGACCGCCCCCUCCCCGAGUUCUACAUCGGCGGCAACCCUUUCCAGUGCGACUGCACCAUGGAGUGGCUGCAGCGGAUCAACAAGCUCGACCACUUGCGCCAGCACCCGCGGGUCAUGGACCUCGACUCCAUCUACUGCAAGCUGCUGUACAACCGCGACCGCACCUUCAUCCCGCUCGUCGAGGCCGAGCCCUCGCAGUUCCUGUGCACGUACAAGACGCACUGCUACGCGCUGUGCCACUGCUGCGACUACGACGCCUGCGACUGCGAGAUGACCUGCCCGUCGAACUGCACGUGCUACCACGACCAGAGCUGGUCCGCCAACGUGGUCGAGUGCUCGGGCGCCGGCUACACCGAGAUGCCCAGCAGGAUCCCCAUGGACGCCACCGAGGUCUACCUGGACGGCAACAACCUGGGCGAGCUGUCUCGCCACGCCUUCAUCGGCCGCAAAAACCUAAAGGUGCUCUACGCCAACAACUCCAACAUCGCUGCCGUGCACAACAACACGUUUGGCGGGCUGCGGCGCCUGUCGGUGCUGCACCUGGAGAACAACCAGAUCCAGGAGCUGCUUGGCUACGAGUUCACUUCGCUGGAAGACCUUCGCGAACUCUAUCUGCAGGCCAACAAGAUCAGCCACAUCGACAACCGCACCUUCCUGGGCCUUGCCAAGCUCGAGAUACUCCGGCUUGAAGGCAACCGGCUCGUGGCCUUCCCCGUGUGGCAGCUCUCGCAGAACCCCUACCUCGUCAGCAUCGGCCUGGCCGACAACGAGUGGUCGUGCGACUGCCAGUACAUCCAGAACUUCCAGUCCUGGCUCCUGGACAACAUGAACAAGACCCAGGACCCGCACCGCAUUGGCUGCGUGUUCAACGGGCGGCGCGUGGGGCCGAGCUUCGCCAGCCUCAACGCGUCCACGUGUGCGGCCUUCACCGGGGGGUCCCCGUCCCUCGCGGACCCCCUCAUGAACGACUACCUGCCCCUGGUGCUGGUGACGCUGUGCGUGUUCGCGGCCUGCUCCUUCAUGCUGUGCGUCGCCUUCUUCUACCGGCGCGAGCUGCGCGUCUGGGUCUACUACCGGUGCGGCCUGCGCAUGUGCUACAAGACGACGGCCUUCGACGAGGAGCAGGACCGAGACCGGCUCUUCGACGCGUACGUCAGCUACAGCAUCAAGGACGAGGCGUUCGUCAGCCAGGUGCUGUCGUCCGGGCUAGAGCAGGGCGACCCUGCCUACCGCCUCUGCCUCCACUACCGGGACUUCAACGUGAGCGCCUACGUGGCGGACACCAUCGUGGAGGCCGUCGAGUCCUCCCGGCGGACCAUUAUGGUGCUCUCGCAAAACUUCCUGCACUCAGAGUGGUGCCGGUUCGAGUUCAAGUCGGCCCUGCACGAGGUGCUCAAGGACAGGCGGAGGCGGCUUAUCGUCGUGCUGCUCGGGGAGCUGCCGCAGCGCGACCUCGACCCCGACCUCCGGCUCUACCUCAAGACCAACACGGUCAUUGAGUGGGGCGACCGCCUCUUCUGGCAAAAGCUGAGGUUCGCCAUGCCGGACGUGAAGCGCAGCGGCAGCGGCGGGUCCGGCAGCCACCACCGCGGGUCCACGCGGCCCCACCACCACCAUCCGAGGGCCGCCGUCAACCUCUACUCGGCCACCACGCCGCUGCACUUUGCUGAGCGGCCGCCGGUGCCGCCGCCGCCCAACGCGCACGGCCCAGGGGGCAAGAUCCCGCCCCCACCCCCGGUGACGCUGCCGCCCCCCUUCCUGCGCAACCAGGCGACCAACAACCUGACGCUACAACACCAAAGACACCAACAGCCGCCCGCCCCCCACCACCACCAGCCGCUGUGGGCGUAGGUAAGGCUGCUUCUGUAGUGGCCCAUAGUGUGUCGUGAAAAUAUUGUUAGAAGGGGGUAAUAGAAAAAAAAAGACUCUUGAAUUGAGAUUUUACGUUUUCUAACCCCAAGAAGAUUUCCUUCGCCUUCUAUCCCAGUCAUUAGUGUAAUAUUGGCUAAAACCUUAGGCUGUGAACUGCAAAAUAUUCCUAUCUUUUUUUGUGAUGUGUUUGUUAGGGGUUUCUUUAAGUGCCGAAAGGGGUUGUGCACUCUGAUACUCUUGCGAACAAAGGGGACUUUUUUUUUUAGUGAGAGUGAGAAAGGGACUGCCUGUACGUGAGGAUUCAUGUGUGAGCAUGUGAGUGUGUGUGCGUGUGUGCAUGUGUGUGUAAGGAACAAAGGGUAGGGAAGAAAGCGGGCAGUCAUCUGCUCUGCUCUCCAUGUGGAGCCUCGGCCACAGAGGUGGCGUGAGAACUAAUAGUCUGUUAACCCCUUGCCUUGUCCGUUUCUUUAAUUGCUAAUGUUCUGCUGGCCAACAAAGUGCGGCCCACAGGGCUGCACAUACUUUACUGUGGGGCGCACUUUGUUAGCCUCAAAAGUGAUCAACGAUGUUAAAUUAUGGCCGAAUUUAGUAACUAUUUUGUUAUGGUUUCUCUUCGUUCCGUCGUUUUCAAUUAAAUUUACAAUUCACCUUUACUCUGCAAUGUAAAGGAGAAGCUUAAUCUCUCACAGAAUGAUGGCCGGUAGGCAAUCUCUACGAAUUGAGAGAAUCUUGAGUUACCAAUAGGUUUUAAAGACAAUUAUUUAAUUAUUUGUUCUUGUUGUAUUGUGUUUUUUGUUUUGUUUUGUUAAAAGCAAAGAUGAAAAAGUAUCGUUUGGUCGGCGUUUCUUUCUAGCUCUUGGUCGUUUUGUUGUUACUUAACUUGUUAAACCUUUAUCGGAUUUUGAUCUGUGGUAAAAUUGCUGAUAUGUUCGAAAAGUAUCGGUCGGAAAAAACAUGGUAUAUUAGUAAGACCCUGUAUAUCGUUUUUAAAGUGACCCGUUAAAGCCCCAAAUUUUUGUAUUCCUGAAAAAUAUGAUGUUUGCAAAGAAAUGUGCGGUAUAGAAUGUGCCAUAUUCUGUUCUUGCUUUUACAUUUUGUACGUACACGUAAUUGUAUAGAACUUGACUGAACUAUAAAAUAUACAAUGAGCUAAUGCAUAGUGCUGCAUAAAAAUUGUCUUACAUUAAAAACAUUUUGCUCACAAUUUGGAUUUGUUAAUGCUCAGAUAUGACAGAAAGCAACAGUCCGGUGUGUUGGACUUGAUAUUCGUUUAGGAAAGGACCAUGGUACAUGUAAUUGCAGCACCAGGCAGACAGCGUUUUCUCUUUCAUCUUAAACAUUAUCGUGUGAUAUCUUUCAAAUUUGCUAAGACCACGUGUACGUAAGGAGUUGUACCGUGCGUGGUUCUAUUUAAGUGCAUUUUUCCUCUGAGCAGUGAUUACGAGUAAGAGUCAAUACAUAUUUGUAGAAUAUGAGUCUUGAUACAUUAUUUAAUUGUUUUCACUCAAAAAAUAUACAUGCCGAAAAGAUACUCCGGCGACUACGCUUUAAUAAUUUGGCUUAGCUUAAUGAGGUAUUUCAGUCACAUGUUUCUUCGAUUUAAUUAAAGAACAAUUGUAUGGCCUGUGUAAUAUGGUUUGCGAAAGACUGAUUUGACUCUGCGAUCUAAGUGUGAAUAAUUGCUUUUAGAUUUUGACUGUUUUUAUUACUAUUCAGACGUGAAUAUUAUGUCAAUGAAUGCCGGCUGACACAUUGAUAGUUUUGGAGACGAGACGAGAAAAUGUCCUCUCAGACCAUGGGAUACUGAUUUGAUUCAUAAAUUAUUCUAAACUAAGACUUAAGAGCGUCGCAUUAUUUAUUUUUGUAUGAAAUAAGAAAAAUAUAAACUGUUAAUACAAUGUCAAAUAA